CCUAGAACAAGGUUGUGGUGAUAUUAUUCACUUACUAAUAAAAAAAAAAGAUAAUAAUUUACAAAAGUGCUUAUUUUCAGGUCAACAGUCCUGUCUGAUUACUGUGGCAGCGGCUAAUAUUAUCUGCUCCUGUUUAGAAAGAAAAAACCUAAAUUUUGCUCGUGAAUUAUUAACCAAUUGUCAAGCCAUGAUUGAACAAAAAGUUUACAAUUUAGAUAAUUGUCCUGAUUUACAAGUGUUUAGUGAUAUAUCACAAUUUUCCCACCGAGUAGAAUGUCUAAG
Molecule: messenger RNA, 282 nt
Organism: Racocetra persica
Lineage: Eukaryota; Fungi; Glomeromycota; Glomeromycetes; Diversisporales; Gigasporaceae
Source: the annotation of a GenBank genome assembly